Molecule: messenger RNA, 1476 nt
Organism: Dichomitus squalens LYAD-421 SS1
Lineage: Eukaryota; Fungi; Basidiomycota; Agaricomycetes; Polyporales; Polyporaceae
Exons: 5
Coding region: 1-1476 (491 amino acids)
Source: RefSeq, a predicted model, not a curated record
AUGGAACUCAUCGCUUCCGUCAGCCGGAGCAGUGGCCUGGAGAAGGACGGAGAUGCAUUGCGCGACGCCAGAGUCCAAGAAGAGUAUAGGACAUUCAUCCAGGGCAAGCUAGACGACUACUGGAAGAGGUACCCACUAUCCUCGUAUGCAGACCUCGGGAGCGAAGACGCCGAUGCAGCCCGGAGCCGCAAGGAAAAUCAAGAGAACCUGCUGAUAUUGCUCCGUAAGCUCCGAGAGGGACUGCUCUCCAUCAAGCGCAAAGAUGCAUUUGCCCUGGAAGUGUACGAGACGUCUCUCUAUCUCGCGGUGCUGUUCAAAUCCCCGGUCCAGACGACCUCCGCGCUCUCCCAUAUCUUCCCCGACCUAUACAUCUCGAUUGCAUCGCAGAGUGCGCAGCCCCCAGCAUCAGCAUCAGCCUCGAGUGCGACGAAGCCGUCCCGAGUGAUUUCGGACAGAGAGAAAUCAUUGUCCACAUCUCUGCGAACUGAGAAGGGUCCAGAAGUUUCGCUCCCGGGCUCAGCACUCGCUACGACGCUCAUCUUCCUCCUCCACCAUCUCGUCACGACAUACCCAUCUCAGGUCGCGUUCCAUACACAGGUCCGCCAACUGCACCCAGCACUCCAGGCUGUCCUCGGAACGCCCAUCUUCGACCCCACCUCAAGGCUCCCUGCCGAGGCCGCGCUAUCGGAACCACUCGCGCCUCCAUCUAUAUCCAAACUCAAACUCAAUGUCGACACCCCGUCCGAGACCGGACCGCACUUGGGCUCCAAGGAGUCAAAGCCAAAGCCCGCGAUUGAGGCAACAACAAAGACAAAGACAAACCCGGCAGCUGCUUCUGGGCGCCAGCCGCCAGCCGCUCCAUCGCCGCUAUCCAACACGGCUUCCCCGUCAAGCAGAGCCCCAGCUGCCCCGCGUGUGUCGCACCCACCGCGGCCGGCAUCGGCACGCGACUGGCUUCGCGAGCUCGCGCGAUGCCUGAGGACGCGGAACUACGCCCGGCUGGAAGGCCUCACACGCCGCGAAGUCUUCGGCGGUUUUAUCCAUGUGAACUUCGCCGAGUUAGACACAGACACAAGCGGACGCGGGCAGCUUAUCGAGGCGAUCGAUCCCAUCGACAGCAAAGGCGGGGCGACGCCGAGCUACGAAGACCUCGCGCUAGAGGCAAUCGGGGUGCUUGUGGAGAGCCUGCUCGAGAAGGCGCGCGGGGUGACGUGGAACGUGCUCAGGACUGCGUAUCGCGAGGUUUCUUUGAGCGCGACGCCUAGUGCGCCUGCCCAUGAUACGGGGACUACUGGAGAUUGGCUGGGGAGGUCGCUUGUGCUAAGAGCGUGCGCCCCUCGUACUACGGGGCCUGACGGAGCUAGCGUCAGGCAUGCGGCCAUAGAAGCAUGGCUCGAUGAGCGGUGCAGGAGAGGCGAGGCGCGACGGAAGCAGGGCGAGGGUAUGGACGGACGGUGGAUACUCGUCAAGGCGUGA